CAAGAUACUUAAGUAUGCCUUACCGUGCUGGAAUAAUGUUCUCCAGCUCAAGUCGUUCACUGCUACUACUCCUCUGGUCUGAUCUUCUCCACCGUCCUUAGAACGUCUUGUUUGUCAAUUCAAUAACAUAUAUCCACCUUAGGAGCAUUCACCCUGCUAGAUAUUAAGCUCUUGAUGGCUAGCAUUCAGCACUUUACAUUUCUUAUACUCCUCUCCACGUCUAUUCACGCUCUCCCAACAACAAACCCACCACAAUCUCAGGAUAACUUCUUAAACAAUCCAUGGUCUACAGAAGCUAUUCUAGGCCUAACAGCUAUUGUUGUAGCAGUUAUAUGCUGCGUAGUUAGUCUUGCCUGGCCUACUAUCUGCCGCCGAUUCAGAUGGCGAGGCACAGCAGCCCACUCGCUGAUUCCACUCGGUCCACAUCCUCCUACUCGUCCAGACCCAUUCGUCCAGGAGCCAUGGCAGCGGCCCCCGGUCACUACAUAUCACCAUUACAACUUCCACAUUGAUCGAGCCGUUAUCCAAACGGGACGGGAACCAUAAGGCUUUGUCUCUCUGAAAUCAAUCACUGCUGUCAAUUGCUACUUCCUCUUUCUACUGCCAAUCGUCACUGCCAAUCACUCUAUUGAUCGCCAUUGGCCGGAUCAAGCGAAAGCAGUGACAUGUACCUCCACUGGAACCCACCCGCAUCGCAGAUCGCAAGCGACUAUCCGUCCAGGGGGAUACCAAACCGUCGCCCAACAGUGAAACAGCGCGUCUGCAACAAGAACCGCGGAACUCAACCUUGAAACUGGUGCCCCCCGCCCCCUCCACACAAACACUAUCUCUCUCUCCCGUGCACACCUCCAUCUCCAUCUCAGACCGCAAACAACAACCGGAAGCUGCAUGCGCCACCGCAGACCACAACUUCCCUUCUCUUCUCUUAUUCCAACAGUUCCGCAGCCUGCCAAUCCACCGUCUACCCGAGCCUAAUCAGACAACCCGCCCCCCCCUAAGCAAACCCCGGUUCGCUACUGCUAUCACUAUUGCAG
Messenger RNA from Boeremia exigua, 1034 nucleotides. RefSeq lists its product as uncharacterized. NCBI's taxonomy places the organism in Eukaryota, Fungi, Ascomycota, Dothideomycetes, Pleosporales, Didymellaceae. The record is from RefSeq and is a predicted model, not a curated record. The transcript has 2 exons. The coding region runs from base 175 to 546 and encodes 123 amino acids.